This is a messenger RNA of Sebastes umbrosus (honeycomb rockfish), 2587 nucleotides long. RefSeq names its product MAM domain-containing protein 2-like. The transcript has 15 exons. Bases 149 to 2299 code for a protein of 716 amino acids. Gene Ontology annotation, cellular component: membrane. NCBI's taxonomy places the organism in Eukaryota, Metazoa, Chordata, Actinopteri, Perciformes, Sebastidae. The record is from RefSeq and is a predicted model, not a curated record.
CCUGGCUGCUCUGUUGUCCAGACACACACACUUCCCAGCGGAGCGUCUGCAGUGUGCUGCCAGUCUGUGAGCUGGAGAGACACUCAGACAUUAGAGGAAUCUUCAAAAACAAACUGCAACUUCUUAUACUUUUUUUUUCUGACUGUGGAUGCAAACAGACCUACUUUUGCUUUCCUUAUUUCCUCUGAGGGUCGACUUAUUUCCAGAGAAAGCUGCAAUGCUUCCAUUCUACCUCUUGACUUUUGCUGCCACCGUCCAAGCCUACGACCAGCUGCUGCCAGGCUCCUGCAACUUUGAGUCCAACACCUGUGGAUACACGUCAGAUGCAGACUUUACGAGCUGGACCCUGCACAAAGAUGGCCGUUUUGUCGCAGUGGGCGCAGCCGUCAGCGAUGACCAGGAGGAUGAGACAGGUACCAAUACCGAGCCACAGAGAGAGAUCACUGGAGUCCUGCUGAGUCCGGCUCUGGAUCAGGAGGAGUGGCGCUGCCUGAGGAUCGUCUACCAGAUCAUCGGGUCGGGAAGACUGGAGGUCCUGCAGCGCAUGGAGGGAAAGAGCUUUGACAGGCCGCUGUGGAGAAACCAGGAUCCCUCUGACAGCUGGGUCAUCUCAAGCAUGGACCUGCAGAACAAUACUGAGCCUUACAGGGUUGUCAUUGAAGGUAAACCUGGAUUGAGUGCUGGGAGCAGCGUGGCCAUCUUUGAGAUCCACAUCAGCCCCGGAUACUGCCUGGAGUGUGAUUUUGAGGAGUCUCACCUGUGUGGAUACAGUAAUCAGUGGAACGCCAACGUAAACUGGUUUGUGGGAGGAGGCGGGGGUCAGCUAACCCACAACAACAUACCAAAUGACCACACAUACAACAACAAGACAGGUCACUUGAUGUACGUGGACUCCAUCUACGCCAAGACUUUCAAAGAAGUGGCCAAACUGGUGUCUCCCAUGACGACGGUGCCGAUGUCCGGCUGCCUGAGUUUUCAGUACCAGCGAAGCGAAGAGAGGGGGAACCUGUUCUCUGUUUUCACCAGAGACCGACUGGGUCAGUACCAGGAGCUGUGGAGGGCGGAGACAGAAAACGAGGACGACUGGAGAGGGACGGGGGAAGAAUGGUUACCUGUGCAGGUGGACCUGAAGGCACCGUACUCUGUACAGGUGGUCUUUGAAGUGUCCUUUAACAGCCCGAGAGGCGGACGCGUUGCAGUUGAUGACAUUUCCUUUUCUCCAGAGUUUUGCAGCACAGACACUGAGCCGACCUUUGACCCCUCCAUCGCCAGCUGUAACUUUGAGUCAGGUUUCUGCCGCUACACCCAGGACCAGGUGAUGUUGUCGUCGUGGAGGAGAGUGUCUGUGAAGCCCAACAUAUUUAGGAAUGGAGACCACACCACAGGGGCAGGAUAUUUCCUGUUGGCUCACUCCCGGCUGAGCCCACUCUCUGGUUACAUUAGCCGCCUUAUCGGUCCAACUCUGCCUGGGAACAUGAAGUACUGCUUGAGAUUCUACUACUCCCUGAGGGGUUUCAACCAGACGGACCAGGCUCUCACUGUGUAUCUGCAGCAGCAGCAGAGCAGCAGCCAGGAGAAGAUCUGGACUCAGGGAGAGAGGUCCAGAGGAGUUUGGAUCGCGACGGACGCCACCUUCCAGACAUCACAGCCUGCCAAGGUGGUUUUUGUCAGCACCUGCAGGAGCUUCUGGGACUGCGGCUCCGUGGCGUUGGAUGACAUCAGCGUGAGCCUCGGAGACUGUGAGCUGACGGCAGGUUCGCUGUCGUUGUCUCUGCCAGGACACUGUGACUUUGAAGCUGGCCUGUGCGGUUACACUCAGGAAAAGCACGGCGACGAUGCCGACUGGGAGCUGAGGAAAGGGCAAACCCCGACCUCGUACACCGGGCCAAGAGGAGACCACACCAUGGGAGUCGGAUACUACCUGCACAUGGAGGCGUCGCCUAUGCUGCCCGGUCAGAGUGUGCGGCUCCUGUCCCGACCUCUGAGGGGCUCCCGGGGGCAACAGUGUCUGCGCUUCUACUACCACAUGUACGGCUCGGGCACGGGCCAGCUCAGCGUUCACCUCCACAAGGACGGAGAGGACGCGUUGCUGUGGCAACUGAGCGGCGAGCAGAGCAUGGCCUGGCUGAGGGCCACAGUGGAGUACCAGAGUGACAGCCAGCAUCAGAUUGUUUUCGAGGCCACCAGGGGUUCAUCAGUAAGGAGUGACAUCGCCAUUGAUGACAUUAUCUUGGAGGGUGGACCCUGCCCAGAAGUGGAAAUCAGAGCCACCGUGGGAACCUCCAACGAGAUCGAGUAGAAGGCCAGAGGAAACCAGCUGCGUAGGAUGCAUGAACCCCCCCCCCCUGUUUUAUUUGCACAUUACAGACUCCUGACACCUGCAUGCCAAUCUGAACAUGUAGGAGUGUGGGUUGACUUUUCUUGUAGUUCUGUUUUCAUGGAGCAACACAUAUCAGCUGUGUCAUAGUCGGCAUUUCUCUCUUCACAGUAGCAGCAGAGAGUGUGUUUAACUGUGUUUUUCUUCACAUUUAUAUGCAUUAGAUUAAUGCUCAUUGCUCAAAUAAAGCUAGAAGGUUAUUCACCAUGA